CCUUCCCCAAUACCUCAGAGGCCCGACAGAGCUUCUCCUUUGCCUUUGUUUCUGCAGGGAGGAAGCGUGAAGGAGUGAUCGUAGUAGGAGAAGGAGUUGCUGGCUCCUGAAGAUGCUUUAGAAACUGAAUUUCUGUGGACAGCUUGGGAUGCAACUCACGGACUUCUUAUAACGUCUAAAACUCUCUGCAGCAUUUCUCUCCCCUUGGGGUGACCUCUCCGGUCGUCCCGUUUUGCCUUGUGAAACUAUAAACCUUACUUCUGACUUUCGGGAGUGUGUGGGAACAUCGGACAAUGCUCCACCUGUGGUUGUUCCUGCUCCCCUGCCUGAGCCUUGUUCCUCUGGCCCCGGCCGAAAAGGGCCUGGACUUCCCGCAGUAUGACGGGAAAGACCGCGUCCUGGACAUCAACGACAAGAACUACAAGAAAGCUUUGAAGAAGUACAGCAUGCUUUGCCUGCUCUACCACGAACCCAUACCCGACAGCAAGGAGCUGCAGAAGCAACACCAGAUGACCGAGCUGGUGCUGGAGCUCGCAGCUCAGGUUACAGAAGAGAAGGACAUCGGGUUUGGAAUGGUCGACUCCCACAAAGACGCAAAGGUGGCAAAGAAGCUGGGUUUGGAGGAGCAGGGCAGUGUAUAUAUUUUCAAGGCCGAUCGGGUGAUCGAGUUUGACGGCCUCCUCUCUGCAAACACCCUGGUGGAGUUUUUGCUAGAUCUCCUGGAGGAGCCAGUGGAUGUGAUAGGAAAUGCUCUGGAGCUGCGGGCCUUCGACAGGAUGGAGGAAGAUAUCCGCCUCAUUGGUUACUUCAAGAGCGAAGACUCUGACCACUAUGAAGCAUUUAAAGAAGCUGCAGAGCAGUUCCAGCCCUACAUUAGGUUCUUCGCCACAUUUCAGAAAUCAGUGGCCAAGGAGCUGACUCUGAAGAUGAACGAGGUGGAUUUCUAUGAACCCUUCAUGGAGGAGCCCGUCACCAUCCCAGGAAAACCUCUCUCCGAGGAGGAGCUGGUGGAAUUCAUAACCAAACACCGACGACCAACCCUGAGAAAGCUGCGUGCACAGGACAUGUAUGAGACCUGGGAGGACGAUAUUGAGGGCAUCCACAUUGUGGCCUUUGCAGAGGAGGAGGAUCCUGAUGGCUAUGAGUUUUUGGAGAUCCUGAAGGAGGUUGCCAGGGACAACACUCACCUCCCUGACCUCAGCAUCGUCUGGAUUGACCCUGACGACUUUCCCCUGCUGAUCCCCUACUGGGAGAAAACCUUCAAGGUGGACCUGUUCAGACCACAGAUUGGAGUAGUCAACGUCACAGAUGCCGACAGCGUGUGGUUGGAGAUGGAAGACGAGGACGAUCUGCCCAGCGCUAAGGAGCUGGAGGACUGGAUCGAAGACGUGCUCUCUGGAAAAGUCAACACUGAGGAUGACGAUGACGACGAAGACGACGACGACGACGAUGACGAUGACGACGACGAUGAUGAUGAUGAUGAUGACGACAAGGAUGACGAUGAUGAUGACGAUGAUGAUGACGAUGAUGAUGAUGACGAUGAUGAUGAUGAUGAUGAUGAUGAUGAUGACGAAGACGACGAUGAUGAUGAUGAUGAUGAUGAUGAGUAAUUUAUAACAGUUAUAAAUCUUGACUCCUCAGUCUUUACUCUUUGGACUGAGUUAAACAUGGACUUGAAACAACUGUAAAGUAACUUUUCACUAAUACUGAAUAACACAACAUAAAAUGAAAAUAAUAAUAAAUGUUAUUUAAUAUUGAAAAGUCUAAAUAAGCCUGGAACAGGUUUUGGGAUUAAUAAUAAAACAUUUUAUAUAUUAAAAUGUCUGAACCAGACAUUUACUUCACAUUAUGUGACAUUAAUUUAUACAUUUCUAAAUGACUGUUCAUAAUAAAGAACUGUGGAUGUCAA
Hippoglossus stenolepis (Pacific halibut) is the source of this 1909-nucleotide messenger RNA. RefSeq names its product calsequestrin 2 (gene casq2). Gene Ontology annotation, biological process: regulation of cardiac muscle contraction by regulation of the release of sequestered calcium ion. Gene Ontology annotation, molecular function: calcium ion binding. Gene Ontology annotation, cellular component: sarcoplasmic reticulum lumen. The record is from RefSeq and is a predicted model, not a curated record. Lineage: Eukaryota; Metazoa; Chordata; Actinopteri; Pleuronectiformes; Pleuronectidae. The transcript has 11 exons. Bases 294 to 1610 code for a protein of 438 amino acids.